This is a messenger RNA of Pseudonaja textilis, 596 nucleotides long. Its product is annotated as C-C motif chemokine 4-like. Gene Ontology annotation, cellular component: extracellular region. The record is from RefSeq and is a predicted model, not a curated record. Lineage: Eukaryota; Metazoa; Chordata; Lepidosauria; Squamata; Elapidae. Gene Ontology annotation, biological process: positive regulation of GTPase activity; eosinophil chemotaxis; inflammatory response. Gene Ontology annotation, molecular function: CCR chemokine receptor binding; chemokine activity.
GACCGUCAGACGCUUUCCAGGAUCUCUCACCGAGCCAACCUCGCCUCUCCUCGCCUCAACCCUCGCCAACUAUGCGCGCUUCCGCUCAGACUGCCGGCGCUCUCGCGCUGCUGGCGCUGCUGGUUCUGAUGCUGAGUUCUUCGAUUCUAGCAUAUGAUUCCCCAACCUCCUGCUGCUUCAGCUACACAAAAAAGAAGAUUCCACGUAAUCUUGUGACUGAUUUCUAUGAAACAAACGGCAGAUGCUCUCAGCCAGCUGUUGUGUUCAUCACACGGAGAAAACUACUGUUGUGUUCCAAUCCUGCUGAGAAGUGGGUCCAAGAUUAUAUGAAUUACUUGAAAGUGAACAGAACAGUGUCUACAACUCAGGCGUAUUAGCAGAGAUGAAAACCCAAGGAUACAACACGAUUGCAUAUAUACUUGCUUAAUCAAGCAAUUCUCCCUGUGUAACUGCACUUUAAUCUCAGGAAUUUAUUUUAAAAUAUUUAAAGUAUUUUAUUUGGGGAAUGAAUGUUCAUUCCUGGUAAUUAUUUUAUUUAUGAAACAAGUACAAGAUAAAUAACUUUUUAUAAGUUUGUGUAUUUGCGUGUUAUAAUA